UGAAAUUCACAUCGAACAGCAAAUAAACUUUUUUAACCUUCUGCCAAAUGGAAGUCCAUAGCUCUCUCUCUCCCCCUCUCUCUCUCUCUCUGCAAAUUUUCUCUGAAAAUCGAAAGACUCACUCCGUCAUCUUCUCUCUCCUCAGCUGCUGAUCAAAAAGCUUCUUCUGGUAUAAAAAAUACAUAUAUCGGAAUUGGAUCUUGAAUUGAGAUGUCACCACCACACCUUGGUGUUGGGGAGGAAGAGGGACAGAGCAACAUAACUCUGUUGGAAUCUUCAGACUCCAUGGAAAGUAUAUGCCAAAAUAGUUCACCGUUAAAGGAGCGUAACUAUAUGGGGUUAUCUGAUUGUUCUUCGGUGGACAGCUCUACGAUCUCCACCACAUCAGAUGAUAACAAUAGAAACCUGAAUUUGAAGGCUACGGAGCUGAGGCUUGGACUUCCUGGAUCCCAAUCUCCUGGAAGGGACCCAAGCCUCUGCCUGCUAGGCUCUGCAAAACUUGAUGAGAAGCCCUUAUUCCCUCUGCAUCCUUCAAAGGAUAAUGACUUGUCGUCGCAUAAGACAGUCAUUUCAGGCAACAAAAGAGGAUUCUCUGAUGCUAUGGAUGGAUUCUCAGAGGGGAAAUUUCUUGCCAGCUCAGAUGUUAAUGUGAUACUGUCACCCAGGCCUUCUCCAAAUUUAGGAGUUAAAUCUAAUACUGUAAAAGAGAUCUCUGGGACUCAGCCUGCCAAAAUGAAGGAGGCAGUACCCCAAAAUGUUGUUCAGGAGAGACCUCGUUCUAUAAAUGAGAACAGCUCGAACCGUAUUGGCUCCACGAAUAACAAUAGCAGCGCACCUGCUACCAAGGCACAGGUUGUUGGUUGGCCACCUAUAAGGUCCUUUAGGAAGAAUACAUUGGCUACCACGUCAAGGAACACUGAUGAGGUCGAUGGAAAAGCAGGGCCUGGUGCUCUGUUUGUUAAAGUCAGCAUGGAUGGUGCUCCUUAUCUAAGGAAAGUGGAUUUGAGAAAUUACUCCAUGUAUCAGGAGCUCUCUUCCGCCCUUGAGAAGAUGUUCAGCUGUUUUACCAUUGGUCAGUAUGGAUCUCAUGGAGUUCCAGGCACGGAGAUGCUGAGCGAGAGCAAGCUGAAGGAUUUGUUACAUGGAUCAGAAUAUGUACUCACAUAUGAGGAUAAGGACGGUGAUUGGAUGCUAGUGGGUGAUGUGCCUUGGGAGAUGUUUACUGCCACGUGCAAGAGACUGAGGAUUAUGAAGAGUUCUGAUGCCAUUGGCCUUGCUCCAAGGGCCGUGGAGAAAUCCCGAAACAGAAACUAGCUGUAGUGUUUGCACAUGAUUGUUGCUAUGAAUCCAGCAGAACGGGAGAAAAAGAAUUGGGGGAAGGGUCAAGAAGAAGGACACGACCCAUACUUCAGUUCGGGUGAGUCAUCAAGACGUUGACACUGUGGACAACAGAUAGUGAGUAGGAGCUGUGUUAUCAUCAAUGUGUUUGCAUUUCUUGGAACUUCAUGUUCUCUAAGCUUUGUUUUUAGUCUAUAUUACAAAUAUGCAUUAAGACCCUUUAUCUGGGAGUAUGUUUGCAACUUUAAGUGAUCUGUGGGUGCUGGAGUUCCUGUCCCCGUCAACGAUUGUUGCGUAUGUAAAGCGAACUAUACUGUAUGUGGAACAUCUAUAUCAUGUGUGUUCUUAUCAACA
This is a messenger RNA of Cornus florida, 1692 nucleotides long. Its product is annotated as auxin-responsive protein IAA8-like. The transcript is spliced from 7 exons. The coding region runs from base 211 to 1314 and encodes 367 amino acids. Gene Ontology annotation, molecular function: protein binding. Lineage: Eukaryota; Viridiplantae; Streptophyta; Magnoliopsida; Cornales; Cornaceae. The record is from RefSeq and is a predicted model, not a curated record. Gene Ontology annotation, cellular component: nucleus. Gene Ontology annotation, biological process: regulation of DNA-templated transcription.